Molecule: messenger RNA, 1290 nt
Organism: Heterobasidion irregulare TC 32-1
Lineage: Eukaryota; Fungi; Basidiomycota; Agaricomycetes; Russulales; Bondarzewiaceae
Exons: 6
Coding region: 1-1290 (429 amino acids)
Molecular function (GO): monooxygenase activity; FAD binding
Source: RefSeq, a predicted model, not a curated record
AUGUCAAAUACCGCUCGACCUUUCGUUAUAGCCAUCGUUGGCGCUGGCAUCGGAGGCUUGGCUGCAGCCAUCUCCCUUCGUCGCCUGCCGAAUAUAGAAGUCCACGUGUUUGAGCAGGCUGAAGAAUUGCGCGAGGUCGGUGCAUCGAUUGCCCUUGGCCCCAAUGGCCUUCGCAGUUUAGAGGCAAUAGGGGCUGUCAAUGCGCUUUCGGAUGACGUAGGAUUUAGAAGCGACCAUGGGAUUCCCCACAUCUUCCAACACUGGAAAAGCGGUGAAAUCCUCGUGAAGGAUCUUCACACCGUGACUGUCACACAGCGCAAUCAUCACACAACGCGUUUCUAUCGCCCCCACCUAUUGGAUGCUCUUGCAGAAAAUCUCCCGAAAGAGAUUCUGCACUUUCGCAAGCGAUUGCUCAACGUUGAAGUUCAUCCGGAAGGAGCCUUGUUGAAUUUUGAGGAUGGCGAACGAUUUGAGGCAGACCUCGUUGUUGGGGCGGAUGGAAUCAAGUCCACUGUUCGCAAGAGCUACCUUCCCGAGUUCCAGCUGCAGUUCACAGGACAGGUCUGGCUUCGUGGCGUGUUUCCAGCUUCUCGCUUGGACGACCUAGGCAUUCAAAACAUAAAUAAUUCCGUGCACAUAGUCGGCCCUGAUCGUAGCUUUUUCUCUUCCGCUUUGGGCAAAGGUCUAUUCACCGUUGUCGGUAGCAGGUAUGAGGAUCCAGCGACCACGCCUUGGACCGGCAAGGAGUGGAAUGAUGUUGGGGAAGUACAGCACUUCCGCGACUAUUUCAAGGGCUGGCAUCCCACCAUUCAAGCUAUCGUAGAACGCACCCCGGACAUCCAUGUAUUCCCUGGUUGGAGUAGCGAAGUUGCUCCACCCCCAACGUCUCAAGGACGAAUCGUUCUCAUCGGUGACUCUUUCCACCCUCACGGAGGCGCCUUCGCCGCAGGAGGUAGCUUAGCUAUCGAUGAUGGAAGGGCGCUAUAUCUCGCUCUCUCUCAUACUGAGUCAACGUCGUCGAACGAAGCUCAGCGAGCGGAUCGCAUAUCAAAGGCGUUAGACCUCUACAAGGCGACACGGCUACCACAUAUCGACAAGGUCAUGCUGGCCGUCAAAGCUUCGCGCGCGAACGCCGCUAAACCUGAUCAACCAUGGAGCGAGAAGAAAAUCAGGGAAUGGGCACGGACGAAGAACAGCCAGGCGUGGAUACACGAACAUGAUGUGGUUGGGGCGUUCAACGAGGCUCUUGUAGCAAAGAGACCCGGAAAGCUUAUUUCAGUUAGGCUCUGA